Molecule: messenger RNA, 729 nt
Organism: Pseudocercospora fijiensis CIRAD86
Lineage: Eukaryota; Fungi; Ascomycota; Dothideomycetes; Mycosphaerellales; Mycosphaerellaceae
Exons: 2
Biological process (GO): folic acid-containing compound metabolic process
Molecular function (GO): dihydroneopterin aldolase activity
Source: RefSeq, a predicted model, not a curated record
GAUACGAUCGCAGUCAAGAAUCUGCAGCUCCCAUUUGGCGUGAUUGCUCCCGAUGUCUGGGGCAAAGCCAAAGAACAACCCGCUCUGGUCUCCAUCCAUCUUUUGCUGAAUGGCGGCUUCGCGUCGGCGUCCUCGAAAGACGAAUUAGACGAAAGCACGAUACAUUACGGAAUCCUCGCAAAACGUGUUCGGGGCUCAUGUCGAGACGGCCAAACGGCUGGAGAUCUGAGUCAGAAUAUCGAAAGCAUCAUUACCGACAUGGCGCGGAAAGGGAGCGGACGCUUCGCCGUCGCCAAAUCUACUGUUGAUGUCCAGCUUCCCAAGGCUUCAAUGUUUGGCGAUGGAAUCACUUUGAGCGUGGCGACCACCUACGACCACACUGGCAAAGCCGUGGCUGCAGCGCGGAUUUUCAGCUUGAAAGGUGUCAAGAUCAUGACUUUGAUCGGAGUCAAUUCGUACGAGAGGACGAAUACGCAGCCGCUCAUUGUUGAUCUCCUGCUGCAUUUGCGACCUCAGGCACACACGACCGACUCAAACAGCACUAUCAUCAAGCAGACGGCUUUCGAGACUUUGGAAACUCUGGCGGACUUCACCGUGACGCAGCUCAGAAAAAAAAUUCUGGAUGCUGUGCUGCCGGGAACGAAAGUCCAGCUUCGAAUCGAAAAACCUCGCGCUAUUGCUUGGGCUGAUGCACCAGUCGUCGAGAUCGUGCGAGAUGUUCCUUACGCA